Pleuronectes platessa (European plaice) is the source of this 2927-nucleotide messenger RNA. It is a transcript of the gene crlf3, whose product is annotated as cytokine receptor-like factor 3. Gene Ontology annotation, molecular function: protein binding. The coding region runs from base 128 to 1465 and encodes 445 amino acids. The transcript is spliced from 9 exons. The record is from RefSeq and is a predicted model, not a curated record. NCBI's taxonomy places the organism in Eukaryota, Metazoa, Chordata, Actinopteri, Pleuronectiformes, Pleuronectidae.
UUAAAGCCUCGGAAGUGUCAUUUCUGGACUUGAGCAAAACUCCAUAUAUCUGGCGGCGGCUUCGAGCUGAUUCACGAGCUACGGGAAGAAAUGGCGACGAGAAACCAUUAAAACAGGAGGAGGGAGGAUGUCUGUGGAGGUGGAUGCAUUGCUGCAGGAGGCGAAAGAAAGCAUAGAGGCUGCCCAGAACUACCGCAGUGAACUCCAGCAGCGCCUGCAUGGCCUCAACCAGGCCCGAAAACAGGUGCGGGGGAGCUCAGGUCAGGCCCGUGAGGCCCUCCGGAGGCACUUUGCAGAGUUGCAGGCGGCCGCAACACGACUGCUGACGGAGCGACUUGCUUCCCUGGUGGCUGAAGUGGAUUCCAUGGAGGCUGACAGUGUCAAACCGCUGGAUGACUGUCAGAGCCUCAUUGAGCAUGGGGUGGGCCAGGCCGACGAGCUGCUGAGAGAGGGGGAAGCAGCUCUACGUUGUGGUCUCGGGGAGAAGGAGGACAAACUGGGCAGUUUCACCAAGAAGGCCAUGCACAUCCAGCUAGACAGUCUACCAGAGGUACCAGCGUUGGUGGACGUGCCGAGUGUUUCAGCCCAGCUGGACGACUCCCUGCUGGGGCUGAUAAGGGACAGGGUCUCACGCCACGGCUCCGUCUCCUCCCACCCACCGGUCCAGAUAGACGAGCUGCAGGAGAGGCCGGGGAGUAUUCUGGUCCGCUGGUGUAAGGUGGAUGAGGAUUUUGCAGCUGCAGAUUAUCGGCUGCAGUACCGACGAUCAGGCAGCGGGGGCAGCCAAUAUGAGGAUUCCUACAUUGGUCGGGAUAGUGAGUUUCUGGUUCUCCACAUGGACCCUCACACAGAUUAUCUGUUCAGGGUCUGCGCCCGCGGGGAGGGUCGCACUGAGUGGAGCCCCUGGAGCAUCCCACAGACGGGAUACACCACACUCGCACCGCACGAGUGGCGACCGGGCACUGAGGGCUACAUUCUGAGCAGCAGGAGAAACAUCGCACUAUGCAACGACUCCUCCCAAACCCGCUGCCAAGUCCUCUACUCCAACGCACCCACCUACUUCUGUGGUCAGACACUGACCUUCAAGAUCUCUGCAGCAGGUCAGAUGGACCGUAGGGACAGCCUGGGCGUGUGCGUGGACAACCAGAGGGGGGCGGAGUCUCUUCAGAAAGACCAGGCCGUCUGCAUCUCCACCAACGGUGCUGUCUUUGUAAACGGUAAAGAGAUGACCAACCAGCUGCCCGCCAUCACCACCGGCUCUGCUGUGACCUUUGACAUGGAAGUGGUGAACCUGUUUCCAAUCAGCAACAAUAACCUGAGCGAAGGGUGCAACUUUAAGCUGAGGGUGACCAUUGGCUCAGGGAACCGGGAGGUGGUGUUUGAUUGGCUGGUGGACCAGGCGGUGGACUGCCUCUUCUUCGGCUGCUCUUUCCUCCACUCGGGCUGGAAGGUCCUUGUGUUUUAAGAGUCACGCUGUCGAUCUGCUGGAGUUUGGGAGCUCCGUUAUCUUCAGAUUCGUCACUCUUCUUCUGUUCUUUCACCUCUUCCAUCUGAAUCAUCUGCAGGGCGACUGCAGAGUCUGGGGAAAAGACAGGAAAUAUCUGUCAUGUCUACCCAGAUUUUCUGAAAUGUAACAACAGUUAACCCUACAACAGAUUUCUUCACAUCACAAAUAUCCAUCAGUAACUGUCCACGUAGCCUGGAGUGAUCCUCCAUUUCUGUCGUGUAUAUUUUAAGAAUAUGGAAAAUUCCUGUGACCUUCCUUCACCACGUCGAGACAUCGUGAGCUGCCAGUGUACGAUGAAGCACAAAUGGAAGCUAAAAUACAGAAUUAACAUAACAUAUUGCAAAACAUAAUUUCUCCUGAGUAUGGUCAAUUCCGACUUUCGCCAUUUUUUCAAUCUUCAUGAUUCCAGAGCCAAACAUGGAAGUGCAAGAAGUCUCAUAUUUAGUAUAGUUUAAAAAAGCGGUGAGACUAGCUCAGGCGGCACCAGGGGGACUAGUUUUGCAGCAUCAGAACCGAUGAUCAGGACAGAUGAGUUAAAAAAAAAUUUGCGUUGCAUUUAUCAGAUGUUUAUUUCUUUGAAAACAGAAGCUUGUUUCCUUUCCUCAGGAAAAUUCUGUUGGUUUACAUGCGCUUAGGUAACUUGGUUGCUGUUGGCUUUCUGUAUUCAAAUGAAUCUGCUACUUGCUCAACAACCCCAGGCUUUGUAAUAGACGGUCAGCACAAGCAUUUCCUGAAUUUCCCCACCCCACCUUGAUACAAAUCCGUACCGGAAUUUUCUUAGUUCUUGGGUCCCACCGCUCCAGAGAGAGAGUUUUUGCAUAAUCCUGCUAACAAACAAGUACAUCUCCAUCUUUGGUGGAGGUAAUAAAAAUAAUUGUUUCGCUGGUACCAGGAGCAACUUGCCUCUACCAAUGCAGCCAUUUUUCUUUUUUACACGUACUGUACCUUCUCCUUUAUGAAUGAGUUUUUCUGUCACCUGCUUCUUGUGUGCAUGUAGACGUGGCAGUGACGAUAUCUGAGCCUUUUCCAGGACACAGAUGUGAUUGAUACUUUUUUUUCCCUCCAGACUCUUUGCAAACCUCAUCAGUGUCGAGCGUCUCCGUGUAGAAACGAUCAAGUUCCUGUUCAGUCGUCAGGAAGCUGUGUUGUUUUAUUUAGGCUGUUGUUUAAAGCUGUUUUAUUUGUCCAUGUAUCUGUGUUGUUUGUUUAGCCACAGUAACAGUUUAACGCAGCCUGAUUGGACACACACUCUGUUCCCAGGUCACACGAUGAUAAAUGUUUGUUUGUUUUUUGGAGCAGUAUUGUUACGAUUUGCCGCUGCCUCUUUUAACAGUUUAAACUGAUGAACCUGCUGGUAUUUUUUUUAAAUCAUCAUUAUUUGUUUAUUUUAACAACAAAAAAAACUCACUGUGAAGUCCGA